AUGUGUUCUUCUACAAUAUUAUCCUUUCUAAAACAAUGGAGACUCUGGAUCAGGCCGGUUUUACUGGCACUUUACGUUAUUCUAGUAAUAGUAUUAGUUCCAAUACUAAUAGCUCAUUCAAUACAAAAUGGAUUUAGCAAGUCAGACCAAAUUUCAUUGGUGGGCGGUGGAUUUGUUCUCUUAGCUUUACCAAUUUCCAUAUGGCAAAUAACACAACAUGUUGUUCACUACACAAAGCCCAUAUUGCAGAAACAUAUAAUCAGAAUUUUAUGGAUGGUUCCUAUUUAUGCCUUGAAUGCAUGGAUAGGUUUACAGUUUCCAGAACAGUCUAUAUAUGUAGAUUCGUUACGAGAAUGUUAUGAAGCUUAUGUUAUUUACAAUUUUAUGAAGUAUCUAUUAAAUUAUCUUAAUGAAGAUCAGGAUUUAGAAGCGCUGUUGGAAACAAAACCUCAAGUGUAUCAUAUAUUUCCCUUAUGUUGUUUAACACCCUGGGAAAUGGGGAGGGAAUUUGUACAUAAUUGCAAACAUGGAAUUCUACAAUAUACUGUGGUGAGGCCUAUCACAACUGUGAUAUCCAUGAUAUGUGAGCUGUCUGGGGUCUAUGGAGAGAGUGACUUCAGUCCAAAAGUGGCCUUUCCAUAUAUGGUGGCCAUGAAUAAUUUUUCACAAUUUGUUGCCAUGUAUUGUCUUGUGCUUUUUUACAGAGCAAACAAAACAGAAUUAAAACCAAUGAAGCCUAUAGGCAAAUUCUUAUGCAUAAAAGCUGUGGUAUUCUUUUCAUUCUUCCAAGGAGUAAUAAUUAAUAUAUUGGUAUACUGCGGAGUAAUAUCAACAAUAUUUGAUAUAUCUGAUACAGGCAAGAUAAAAAUUAUGUCAUCUAAGUUGCAGGACUUUUUAAUAUGUAUAGAAAUGUUCUUAGCAGCGAUUGCACACCACUACAGUUUCUCAUACAAACCGUAUGUCUCUCCGGACGACCCGUCGCCGUCAUGUUUUGGCUCGUUCCUUGCCAUGUGGGAUGUAUCAGAUGUCAAACGAGAUAUAUCUGAGCAUCUUGGUGUAGUCGGAAGCUCCUUUAGUCGGAGACUUCGAGGAAAAUCUAUGUAUCACAUGGCAAGAGGAUACGACGAAAGUUCGAGGCUGGUGAAUGAACCUGUCCCGUCCAGUUCGGCUCCAAAUCUGAGUGUCGACAUAGAGCCUCCGCCUGUGGAAGUAAGACCGUCCGUCUACGGAUCUCUGGACAACACUGUAGCCGGAAUGUCUACGACUACUUCUGAAACCGAACCUCUACUUAGUAUUAAUGAAGAUAACGCCAACCCUCAAGUAUAA
This is a messenger RNA of Arctia plantaginis, 1326 nucleotides long. The record is from the annotation of a GenBank genome assembly. Lineage: Eukaryota; Metazoa; Arthropoda; Insecta; Lepidoptera; Erebidae.